UCGCUGCAGCAGGAGGAGGUAACUACUGCUGGUUUUGUAAGGCAUUGUGGUUGAGAGCACCUUGCAGCUGUAACGCGAAUUUCGUUCCGUAAUAAACAAUGUACCGCCAUGCUGCCUGUCCUUCCUCCCUCCCAGCACUGUGUACGUCUGUGUGUGUGUGUUGCUUAAUUCUCCCUCCCAGCACUGUGUACGUCUGUGUGUGUGUUGCUUAAUUCUCCCUCCCAGCACUGUGUACGUCUGUGUGUGUGUGUUGCUUAAUUCUCCCUCCCAGCACUGUGUACGUCUGUGUGUGUGUGUGUUGCUUAAUUCUCCCUCCCAGCACUGUGUACGUCUGUGUGUGUGUGUUGCUUAAUUCUCCCUCCCAGCACUGUGUACGUCUGUGUGUGUGUGUUGCUUAAUUCUCCCUCCCAGCACUGUGUACGUCUGUGUGUGUGUGUUGCUUAAUUCUCCCUCCCAGCACUGUGUACGUCUGUGUGUGUGUGUUGCUUAAUUCUCCCUCACUGCACUGUGUACGUCUGUGUGUGUGUGUUGCUUAAUUCUCCCUCCCAGCACUGUGUACGUCUGUGUGUGUGUGUGUGUUGCUUAAUUCUCCCUCACUGCACUGUGUACGUCUGUGUGUGUGUGUUGCUUAAUUCUCCCUCACUGCACUGUGCGUACGUCUGUGUGUGUGUGUGUUGCUCUGUCUCUGUCUCUCAAUCUCUGUCUCUGUCUCUCUAUCUCUCAAUCUCUCUCUGUGUCUUUCUCUCUCUCUAGUUAGUAAAGAACGGGCAACGUUUGCCAUGGAAGACUCUACAGUAUAAGACUCUACAGUAUACAUAAGAGUCUACAGUGUACAUCCCAACCCUCUACGGCCGUUGCUGCUCCACCCGGGCAUUACCACAUCCACCCGGGUCUACAAGAAACCUCCACGGCCGAGCCUCAACCACAGAACACACCGCUACCGUUGAUGAGGUUCCAUGCCCCGGACUACCGCCAUGUUAACCUCCAUAAUAGUCCUCAGCGCACUUGUUCUGAGACGUCCUGACUGGAGAGCUACACAACACUGGUCAUCCGCUGAGUGGUUGAAUUCCUGGUCUACCGGCCCCUGGAGGAGUGGUUGAUUGCCUGGUCUACUGUGGAUAUGAGUGGUUGAUUCCCUGGUCUACCCCUGGAUGACGCAGCUGUUCCUAUGCAGGGGAAGACUCACACAAGCGAUAAGCACCUGUCGGCCCUGGAGACUCCCCCCUGAGCCUGACGGUGGAGCUGUGGGCCCUGCACCAGACCCCCACACCCCCCCACACCACCCACAGCAGGGGCAGGGCGUUGAGACUCCCCCCCACAGGCUAAGACAGGGAGGGACUUGAAGAUCCGGGUUUUUGUCAUCUGCACAGGAAUUGACAUAUAGUAUUUGGGAGCAGCGAGUAGCGGGCUUUUUUAAUAGAGUUUCCUUUUUUGUGUGUGCCCUUGAGCUGUCUCCUUUGUUGUAGAAAAAAAAUACUUGACAAGGCUUUCAUAGGUGUUUGGGGCAUUUCCAUGGGUAGUUUAAUGACCCUGGUGGUAGUCUGACCCUUCCUCUGUGCAAUGAACUUGAAAAAAACGCUCAUAAAAAUGCAGAUAUUAACCCAGUAGCAGCGGGGAUCAUGUUUCUUAAUGGUCCCUCCAAGCGAGAAAAAUGAGAAAAAUUCACCCAUCACACAAACCAUUUCAUAUAUAUCAAAGCAUUUGCGAUCAGAUUAUGUAUCUUCUAUUUUGGGGGGGUUAUAUCAUGGCUCACAACCAAGAGAGCCCGGGCAAAGUGGAAAAAUUUGGGUAGCUUUUCCGAUACCUACGCCCCUGUCCACCCAGCAGUGAUUGGGUACCAGGUAUUAAUCGGGGGUUGUGUCCCGUCUCCUGGGGUCUGUUCCCUUCUCCUAUAAUUCCUUCCCCUUCUGUCUCUCUCUGGCAUAUGAUCACCGAUGUUGCGCUGCCCACUAAACAAAACUUUCCAACUUUCCAACAGUUGAAUUACAGUUUGAUCCAAGUGUUGUCCCUGUGGCUCACCCUCCUAGAGAAAUACCUGUUGCUCUGAGAGGUAAACUUAAGAAGGAAUAGACCAUAUGGAAAGAUUAGGUAUCAUUAUUGAAGAAAAUACACCCACAGACUGGCUCAAUAGUAUGCUUGUAAUUGUUUUGACUGAAAGUGUCAUUCAUACUGAUCAGCAAAAAGUGGAAGCUGUUGAUGCGUUUAUUCCUGUCCCACAAAACAAAACUGUGUCAGAGGUUUUUGGGCAUGAUCAACUAUGUGGGUAAAUAAUUCAUACAAAAUCUUUCCACACUCACAGACCCGCUGCGUGUUCUGCUGGAGAAAAACACUGCAUGACUGUUGUUGGGAGGAGACACAGCAUGAAGGCUUCCAGGAGCUGCAAGACAUCCUUGUGGUCAGGGCGCCUGGUCAUUAUGAUGGAGCGUCGGCAGAGAUCGAGCUGGCGGAAGGCUGGCGGCCGGGUCAAGCUCACCACUGACAUGCGCUCGGCCAAUGUUGUUGACCUCGGCUAUGACAAUCUUACUAAGGUGGUGGAGGUGGGGAACGGCAUCUACAUUGACGACGGACUCAAGGAGAUCGCUGAGACUACUACUAUUACUAUUACUAUCCUCUAUACUGCUAUGUGUACUAUUAAAUCCUCUUUACUGCUACUAUGUGUACUAUUGAAUCCCUUAUAUAGUACUUCCAUGACAGCUGAUCGGUGAUACUAUUACUACUACUACUAUGACCACUCAAUCCCUGGUAAGUACAAUGUCAUUAUCAUCAUUAUUUAGGUUAAGGUCCAUUAAAUUCAAUCUUCCUGAAUGGUUGGACACUUUAUGGCUCUCCUCCUCCAUUCUACUCUGUCUUCCGCCCAAUGCUUAUACGGCCCUAUCAAUCCCAAGUCUUCCUGUACACACCUUCUCCAUGUUUUCCUAGGUCUGCCAACUGGUCUCCUUCCUUCUACCUCCAUUCUGCUAUGUCUUCUGCCCAAUGCUCAUCCAAUCCCAUCACUUCCAAGUCUUCCUGUACACAACUUCUCCAUGUUUUCCUAGGUCUACCAACUGGUCUCCUUCCUUCUACCUCCAGUCUGCUAUGUCUUCUGCCCAAUGCUCAUCCAAUCCCAUCACUUCCAAGUUCCAAGUCUUCCUGUACACAACUUCUCCAUGUUUUCCUAGGUCUACCAACUGGUCUCCUUCCUUCUACCUCCAAUCUCUCCAACACUCCCAGCACUGUGUCCUCCCCUGCUCUCUUUACAUGUCCAAACCAUCGGAGUCUUUCCCUUCUGAGCACUGUUUCCAGGUCCUCUACUAAAACUCCCAGCACUGUGUCCUCCCCUGCUCUCUUUACAUGUCCAAACCAUCGGAGUCUUUCCCUUCUGAGCACUGUUUCCAGGUCCUCUACUAAAACUCCCAGCACUGUGUCCUCCCCUGCUCUCUUUACAUGUCCAAACCAUCAGAGUCUUUCCCUUCUGAGCACUGUUUCCAGGUCCUCUACUAAAACUCCCAGCACUGUAUCCUCCCCUGCUCUCUUUACAUGUCCAAACCAUCGGAGUCUUUCCCUUCUGAGCACUGUUUCCAGGUCCUCUACUAAAACUCCCAGCACUGUGUCCUCCCCUGCUCUCUUUACAUGUCCAAACCAUCAGAGUCUUUCCCUUCUGAGCACUGUUUCCAGGUCCUCUACUAAAACUCCCAGCACUGUGUCCUCCCCUGCUCUCUUUACAUGUCCAAACCAUCGGAGUCUUUCCCUUCUGAGCACUGUUUCCAGGUCCUCUACUAAAACUCCCAGCACUGUGUCCUCCCCUGCUCUCUUUACAUGUCCAAACCAUUGGAGUCUUUCCCUUCUGAGCACUGUUUCCAGGUCCUCUACUAAAACUCCCAGCACUGUGUCCUCCCCUGCUCUGUUUACAUGUCUGCCAAAUAUUUCCCUCUCCCUGCCUCUGUCCCUGCCAAAUCACUCUCUCCCUGCCUGUGUCCCUGCCAUAUCUCUCCCUCCCUGCCAAAUCUAGCCUCUCCUCCUUACCUAACCUACCUUACCCUACCCUAAGCUACCCUAACCUCCCUGUCUCUCUAUCCACCAGGUUGACAAGCCACCACCAAGCUGGGUUUUUUCAGCCGCCGCCGAGUGGCUUAAAACUACCCACAUGCUGUCCAGAAGACCACCUAUCAACCCGGACUCUAGAUUCUAGGAUUAAAGAUGAGCUCCGGGAGGGCAGCAUAAGCCAGUGCAAGAUGGCGUAUGUAUAUAGUUAUGAAUGUAUAUACUUAGAAUAUCUCUUUGAUAAG
This is a messenger RNA of Eriocheir sinensis (Chinese mitten crab), 4265 nucleotides long. RefSeq lists its product as uncharacterized. The record is from RefSeq and is a predicted model, not a curated record. The transcript has 6 exons. Lineage: Eukaryota; Metazoa; Arthropoda; Malacostraca; Decapoda; Varunidae. Bases 2858 to 3988 code for a protein of 376 amino acids.